AGUUGACUUGAAAAGAUCAAGUAUACAACCUCUAGUGGACGAGCAAAGAUAGACUCCCCACGUACAUACAAACUCCUAGUGGACGAGGUAUAUACUCCCCACGUACACACUGAAGAGCACAACAAAAUAGAAACACGAAGAGCGCUUGUUGUGAGUUGCAAGUUUACAGCGCGUACACAAGUAGUAGCAGAAACUCACCGAUUUGUAGCAAUAAGAUUUCUACAUCUAAAAGUAGACUUCUGAAAGUCGAUACAGUCGAAACUUCUUUUGAUAAUCCGCUUGAAUUUGUUUACGAUAGAAAACCGAAGAAAACUCAAAGUUGUAAUUGAUACACAGAAGAGUAAAACAAUACUGCGAAUUCCGUCCAGAAACCGCUUUGCUUUUGACGGCUUUUACAUUUUUGAUUUCAUUUAUUAAAAAACGCUUAUCUCAAAGUCUAUCAAUUUGGAUUUUUCGCAUUCCAUCAAACAAACUUUAUUUGUACCCAGUACCAGAUAACCGUAUCUAACCCUAGCACAUCGAUCUUACAAAAAUUAUACCCAAAAGUUGGUACAAAAUGACGACCACCCCGCUACUGCCCGAACCCGGGAGCAGUCCAGCGACGUCCUCCAAAACGCCGCUUGCCAACGGGGACGAGCCACCUAGCAGUAAAAGGGACAGUUCCAAAAUCAGCCACGACGCAGAUGGAGCAUCCUCUUCUUCCGCCCACGAAAAUAAUGAUCACACCCGUGACUCCAAGGAAUCCACGCACAGCAGACGCAAGAAUUCGAAGGAAAAGGAAAACUCCAAAGAACCACACGGAAAUAAUGCACCUGCCGGUCCGUCGAAAUACCGCAACAAGCGGGACAAAGGACAACAUCAGCACCAGAGCAACAAAACCGACAAAACGAACAACCACCCCUGGUGGCGGAAGCGGAAACGGAAGGAGUUGACCGAGGGGAUCGUGAAACUGAAAUACGACACGGAGGACAAGCAGUACGUGUUUAUCACGAAUGAAGAAGUAUCCGCCGAGUACGCGGACAGCCCCGACAUCUUCGCGCUAAAACGCGACUUCAAGGACGGGGAAUGGCCGCUGGUCAACCGCGGGGACAAGGUGAAAUUCUACCUGAAACAGUCCGACGACGGCACGAAGCCGAUCGCGAAACGGGUCCGGUACGGCGCGGACGCCGGCGCUCGGGCGGAGCGGAAGGAGCAGGUUGGAAGCAAGAAGGAGAUUUUCCCGAAUUACUACACCGUUGAGAAAGUCCGGGCCGGGUUGAUGGACGGAAGUUUGCGGGAGGGGAUUUUGCGGGUGAAUCCGAAAAAACCGUCAACCGCGUACGUGGAUUUGGGAUCAGCCAAGGACACGGCGAACAACGAACGGGAUUUGCUAAUCCAGGGCCACUCAAACCGAAAUCGCGCGGUCCACGGUGACCGCGUGGUGGUCCGGAUUUUGCCGGAAAGGGAGGAGGACGCGCGUAACGCAGAGCUGAAGGCGAAAAAGAAGAUCGAGGACAGGUCGGAAACUAUGAUGUUGAAAAACAUGGCGAAAAAAGCAAUCGACCUGCAGGACGAAGCACUAGGUGGUGACGCCAGUCCGAAUAGACCGGCGACCGAUCUGCAGGAUGCGUUGGACGCCGCGCUGGCCGAUUCCUUUGAUAAUUUGAAUGUUUCUACGGGCGGUGACAAAAAAGCGGAGGAAAAAUCCUCUGCUUCGAAACGAACCAACGGUGUUGAUGCAGCGGAUCUAGGAUCCGACGAGGAUGAGAUUGAGUCCGACGCAGAAGCCGAUGUGUUGGACGAAUUAGCGGAGGAAGAGGAGGAGGAUUGGAACGACGAGGAAGAAGACCGAAAAAGCAAUUUCAACACGGCACAGGUCGUCUUCAUUGCCGACUACUCCGGCCGAAAUCGAAGCUUCGUUUGCACCCUGUGCCCGAACAAUAGUGAAGGCACGGCGGGGAAGACGUCGAUGGUGAAGGAGAACGAGAAGUUUGUGAAGGCUUGUCCGGUGGAUAAAAAGUUCCCGUGGAUUUUGAUCUACUUGAGGGACGAAGUGAAGAAGAAGCUGAAAGUCCCGGGAAAACUGGACAAAUUCAUGUACUGGUCCGUGAAAAUCGACAAGUGGGACAGCACGAGCAUAUUGCCGCUCGGGAAUUUGGCCGAGAAACCAAUCGGCAAAGCGGGGGACGCCGAGGCGGAGGUGAUGAAGGCAUUGGAGGAAACGGAAUUGGCGGAACACAACAAGGACUUUGACGACGACAUUUUGGACGAGGUACUUACUUUUUUGAUGCACAAAUCUCAACUCUUCGUCAUAGUCUAGAAGAAUUGAGUUUAUUCCUGUAGGUCUUGCUGUAGCUUACACCGCAAGAAUUUUUGUGGGCAGUUGUAGAACCUCAAACUGCUGAAGUCGUGUAGGAGUAGCAGUUCCCUUUUGAUUAUAUUUCGCACUAAAAAUCCGUAGUUCGAAUUCCUGCCACGACCUACUGUUUGCUUAUAAAAAUCCUCUUAUCCCAGGUCGAAGAGAUCGUCCAACGCACCACGGAAACCUUCGAAGAAAUCGCGGAGAAGCGGAUAGACCUCCGGAAAGAACUGAAAAACGGGGUCCGGAUCAUGACGAUCGACCCGAAAACCGCCCGUGAUCUCGACGACGCCAUCCACGUGAAGAAGAUUAACAACGAAAUAACCGAAUUCGGGGUGCACAUCGCCGACGUCGCGCACUUCGUGAAGCCGGGGUCACACGUGGACAAAAUGGCGAAAUUCAGAUGCACCUCCGUCUACAUGCCGGACCGCGUUCUGCCGAUGUUGCCCCAUGCCCUCUGCAACCACCUGUGCUCGCUCAAUCCGAACGAGAACAAGUGCGCCUUCUCCGUGUUCUUCCGCAUCGACAACAACGGCGAGUUGAUGGUGGACGAGAAAAACGAGUAUCAAUUGCAAAAAUGUCUGGGUCUGGAAGAUUGCAACUUGUCAUGCUGUCUCUGGAUUCCAAAAAAAUCUGUAUUGCGUGACCAACAACAGGAGUCCAGUUUGUGUUACGAAGGGAGGGCAUUUCUCAUGCGGAAUAGGCAUCAGGAAGCCUUCUAUCUAAAAAUCUGUGAUGCUAGAUCAUGCAUCACGUGCACUAUGGCUCAUAAAAAAUAUACAUCACAAAUCCCGGAAUCUUCCAGACCCAGACAUUUUUACAGUUGAUAACGAGCCCUGGAUCGCGAAAACGGUGAUCAACACCUGUUGUCGCUUCAACUACGACCAGGUCCUAUCAAAUGUAAAAAUGUCUGGGUCUGGAAACCUGUAAUGCUAAAAAUGAAUGAUAUACGCACUGCAGUACACAGCUAUGCAUGACAAAUUUUUUGGCUGCCAUGUCUUACGUAUUCCGCAUGGCAAACUGCGUUUUUGCAUGACAGAUGAGAGGGCUUUUUCGUGCCUAUGCAACACAGAUUCUCGAGUCAUGCCAGACAAGCAUGACAAACUUGCAUUCUUCCAGACCCAGACAUUUUUGCAUUUGAUAGGUCCAGGAAAUCUACGACUUCGGCGGCGCGCAGGCGUUGACCGGCGACGCGCGGCCGGAGGUCUACCACGGCGCGAGCUGGGAGGAGUGCGUGAAGGAUCUGUUUCUGAUCUACAAGGUCUGCACCAAGAUCCGCAACGCGAGGUUCGGAAACGGGGCGCUGUCGAUGCACAAAUCGAAGCUGAUUUUCAAAACGACCGACGCCUCCGCCGGCAUGCCGACGGGGUACGCGAAGGAGGUGCAUUCCCCCUCGCACUGGGUCAUCGAGGAGUUGAUGCUGCUCGCGAACAAAUCGGUCGCCCGCGUGCAGCAGAAGCACGACGUGUUUGACAGCUUAGCCGUUCUGCGGAACCACCCGCCGCCGGACGAGAAAAAGGCGAAACGGGUUUUGGAAACCAUGCAGCUCUGCGGAAUUGAGUACAGCAACUCCACGGCGGGAGACCUACACAAGUGCCUCACCAAGAUCCACAAGAUCUACGGAGAGGAAGUCGCGGCAACAGCCAGCAUGCUCACCAUGAAGUGCGGGAUGCGGCCAGCGUCUUAUUUCAUCGGGGAGGACGAGCCCCCGCACCACUUCGCCCUGAACUUUGACCAGUAUACGCACUUUACAAGUCCGAUCCGAAGGUACGCAGACGUGAUGGUGCACCGGGUUCUGAACGCCAUCUUGGAGAAGAAAACGAAGGAGCAAUUCAUGAUCGAAGAUUUGGACGACGCGGACCGCGAGGCGGUGCCCGAGAAGGAUGACAAUCUGCUCGGGAAAUUAGGCGGGGGAAGGGGCGGAAAUAAGCACGCGGAAUUGAACACCGACGGACUGAGCGACGAUGACUUGAACGACCAAGCUGGCAGCUUGCGGGGAACGCACAGGUAGGGUGAUUUUUGUAAGUAGAAGUACAAACAAAGUGAAAUUUUUUUGAAGCAGUUUUGUGUGUAGGAGGAUGCGGGGGAUGCGAAGGUUCGGGUAGGUGGAAAAAUACUUUCACACUCAAAAUGCGUACUACACAAGUCAAUUUUCUAGUUGUCUUAAUGCCGAAGCCUAAUGGUUGUACAUGACAAGCAUAAAACUCCAGGCGUGGUGGCGGUCCCAAGCAGAACUACCAGAAAAACCUGAAGAACAUGAUGGACGACUACAAUUCCUCUGGCUUCGUUCAACAAGACACUCUUCGCCCGAAAAAGGAAGACUACCCAGAGGCAAAAACCGCCACCGCGGCAGCUGCUUCUGGUGAUGCUAAACCCACAGACGGUAGCACAACUGGGCCGGAGUUGAAUGAGGACGGCACAUUGAAGGUGGAUGAUGACGACAACAACGAGGAAUCCGACAAGAAGUGCCAGGCGAACAUCGCGAUGGGCAACCAGUGCAAGUCGUGCAACAAAAAGAAAAAGGCGUCGAAGGACUGCCAGGAGGAACUGGACCGCGCGUGGUUCUGCAUGCUGCUCCGGGACCAGAAGAACUGGUGGUACCGGGUAUCCUAAGUGAAAACGUCCCCACACCAGAGUCAAAUUGGGAAAUCUGCUAGACAAAUCCACCAGCUUUGGUUGUUUCGCAUGACAGGCUUGCCCUCGUAGUGUAAUCCUGUUUAGCUUAUUCAGCAGCAUCACAGAUCUGGCAUAUCUUGCUGAUUCUAGCAUCACAAAGCCCAAAACACGACUAGAAAAUGCGUCUCAUGGGUCUCGGCAUGAGAAACAUUCUCAGCAUGCAGAUUUGCAUUACAGCUCUGGGGUGGGGACGUUUUUACAAAUGAUACCGGGCCGCGACGGUAACCGAGAUCCAGCCGGACGGCAUCACUGUGUUCGCGCACGAGAUUGGGAAGGAGAAGAAAAUUUUUGUGACUGACAUCCGGACGCACCACGACAUCCCGAACCUGUUCGUAAAGGAGGUGAACGACGAGGUGAUGCUUCCGGAGGAAUUUGAGUACUGGAGCAAGUCCCACAUGAAGGUCACCUGGAGCAACAAAAAAGUGGAAGACACGCAGUUCCUUUACGGAGACGAAAGACCAGACUUGGAGGAAACCGAGGGGCAAGUGCUUGGAAGUACUAUACGUUUUUACUUUAGCUGUCUUGUUUCGUGAUUGAUAGAAGCCGCGUCGCUAUAAAAAGUUUACUAUCUUGAGGUCCUACAUGAUUUCGUACACAUGCAGAAAAAUUCUCAAUCGCCAUUGCUAUCCGAAUAACUACCACAGGCGACGUCGCUCCCCCGCCGGGAAUGGACGUGAUAGACAUUGAACAGAUGACGGUGGAGCAGGACAUCCAUCUCCUCUCCGUGGUCCCCAUUGUACUGAUCCCGACCAACACCGUCCCAAUAGACUUUGUGAUGCUGCUCGUUUCCCCCUACCAUGCGCAGUGGCGAAAAGUGGAAAUUACGGACAAGGAGAGGCGGGGGUUCAACAACGCACCGGUGGAGUCGUUCGAUGAAGACGGCGACUCGGAUGACGACGACAACGAGGACUACGGAACGCAAAGACGACCGCCGAAGAACGCGAAGGGAAAAGGAAAAAAAGGCGGAAAGAAGGGCGGUGGCAAAGCGAGAGGGCGGGCGAGCUGA
This is a messenger RNA of Amoebophrya sp. A120, 6020 nucleotides long. Lineage: Eukaryota; Dinophyceae; Syndiniales; Amoebophryaceae. The record is from the annotation of a GenBank genome assembly.